Messenger RNA from Bacillus rossius redtenbacheri, 2869 nucleotides. RefSeq names its product odorant receptor 49b-like. Gene Ontology annotation, molecular function: odorant binding; olfactory receptor activity. The transcript has 7 exons. The record is from RefSeq and is a predicted model, not a curated record. Lineage: Eukaryota; Metazoa; Arthropoda; Insecta; Phasmatodea; Bacillidae. Gene Ontology annotation, cellular component: plasma membrane. Gene Ontology annotation, biological process: detection of chemical stimulus involved in sensory perception of smell; sensory perception of smell. Bases 97 to 1140 code for a protein of 347 amino acids.
UCGUCUUCUUUGUCUUCGUCGUCUUUGGAGGGAGACAGCCUCGCCUACAGGCUGUACCACGGGGCGGCCGCGACCAGCAGCUACUGGCUCGUGGGGAUGUUCGCCGUGGGCUGCUUCGGCGUGGAGAAGGGCGCGCGCCUCGAGAACAUCGGCAACCUGCUGACGUUCGCGCCGUACUGCGUGGCCGGGUACAGCAUGACGCGCCGGAGCAGCGCGUACCGCGACCUCCUGGCCGCCCUGCAGACCGCGGAGCGACACUCGCCGGCUCUGCGCCGCGCCGUCCGUGCUGAGGCGGUCAUAGCCAGGUACCGUGAUGUCAGAUGCUACACUGGGCUCGCUGGCUUCGCCAUCACCUGCUACAUGCUGGCCCCCUUCCUCACACUCGCCCUGGACACGAGCUCCGGCCUGCAGUUGCCGCUCCGCGUGCCCCGAGCGCUGGAGACCGGCGACCCGCUGGUGUUCGCCGCGCAGUUCGCCGCGCAGCUGCUCCUCGUGGGCCUCGUGUCCGUGUCCAGCCUGCCCAUGGACGUGCUCGGCUACGCGCUGCUCGUGCACACGGCCGGGCGCUUCGAGAGCCUGUGCCAGCUCGUGCGCGAGGCGGACCGGCUCCUGGGGCUCCCCGCGGGCUCCGCUGCGCCCCGGCAGGCCGGCGACCAGCCACAGGCAGAAGAGCAGUCACACGGGGCUCUUGACCACCUCAUCACCCUCCACCAACAGUAUCUGUCGAAUGCAAAAAAAUUAUCUGAACUCUUGAGUCCUGUGUUUCUGGCACAUUACCUGUUGGCAUCUUUAACGCUGUGUUUAGUUAUGUACCAGUUUAUGAUGGCUGAAGACAACACUCAGAUGAUUAAAAACUGUUUCCACGCACUGGGAACUAUGUUCCGUCUACUGAGCUUCAGUUAUCUGUCAUCACUUCUGUCCCACAGUACCGAGAGUGUAGGAGACGCAGCGUAUGACUGCAAGUGGUACGACUACUGCAGGAGCGACUGCAACACGAUUCACGUGAUGAUCUGCCGUGCGCAACGACCGGUUCUCAUGCGGGCAAGUCACUUCGCUGUCAUGUCUCUGGCCACCUUCGCCUCGUUGCUUCGAUCUUCGUAUUCAUACUUCAACAUUCUGGACAAGAUCUACACAUCAUGAAACUACAUAAGCUGUCUCCUUUUUGCCACUACAUAAACUUACUAGCUUAUAAACAAUUCUAUAUUAUUUUAUAAACAAUAGCAUUAUGUUCUGUUGAGUAGCUGCUCUUUUGUAGAUGAAUUUACUUAUUAUAUUUGAGGUAAAAAAUGUUUGUGAAUUCAUUAAGGAUGGACUAGACUAAAUUAGUAUGUACCGUGUUUUCUCGCAUAAUCGUCACACAUUUUAUUCUAAAAUCAAGUUUGAAAAGUAGGGGUGCGACAAUUAACCGGGAAAAAAUUUUUUUUAGGUAAAGUUAUUCAUAAAAACCAAACCCGUUCAUGGAAAGUACAUUUAUUUAAAAAAAAGAUGUAGUAUACAAGAGCACGCCAAACAGUUUAUAUUAAUAAUUCAUUAAACAAAAACCUUUCUUGAACUUUAAAUAGAAAAACCAAACUGUAACGCAAACGCAAGCCACUUGAGUGUGUGACGUGAACUAACGUGUAACUGUCGUAGUACACGCUUGCCACGAAAGAGUGCGGGCUGUCAAAUGUAGUUAACUCGGCACCCGACAGAGAGCGCGCAAUGCAUGCAGUCGGCGAGAGAUCGAUAUUCGACUACGUGUGCGCGCUCUAUAUGGGAAACAACAUAACUAAACACGAAUGAUGCCAACUACCGCUGGCUACAUGUUUACACAGCGGUACACCGCGGCGACGCAGGCGAUCAGAUAAAGAUAAUAAUGUUUAAAAACGUCUUUAAAAGAAAAUUUACACGUCAGACAACUCCGUAUUUCCGUUAAUUAAAUAAGUGGUAAUGUCCGAAUAAAUAUUAGAUUUCUACUCGAAAAUACAUAGUUUUAUACGGAAAAGAUAUCUACACAAAGCGCCCGGCAUCUAAUAGCGAGACCAAAAACAUUAUUCGACGUUUACGCGAGAAGUUUUUUUAUCCCAAUUUUUACGGCCAAAAAUAUAGGUGCGACGAUUAUGCGAGUGCGACGAUUACGCGAUAAAAGAGGGUACUUGCUUACUUGCAUUGAGUUAUAUAAAUAAGAUGAAAUACCAUGAUAAAAUUUUCUCUUUGUAUGUACUAAAGACAAUUGAUUCUAUAUAUAUUAGACAUACACACACACACAUAUCUUAGAUUUCUUGCACAUAAAAACUGGCCAAUUUUGGUCAUAGAGUUAUACUGUGGGAAAAAUGUGCAUCAGUGAUUUACUUUUUUAUUUUUCCAAGAAUUAUGUUUGAUUAAUACUGAGCACUGCAUACAAAAAAUACUUAUAGUUAAAAAUAAAGUUUAUUAUUAUAAUAACCAGUUUUUUUAGUAUAGUUUUAUCUCGUUUGUUAUUUCCUUAAGAAUUAUAUUUUUACUCUGCAAAUUCAAGUUCCAAAGUGUGUAACAGAAAAAUUACUAAAACAGCAUAUAAUUACUUAAAAUUCUACAAUGCUGUCAUUUGUUUAGUAAAGUGCCUGUGCGUGGUGUGUGGUGGUGGCUUCUGCCCUGGGCCCUGAUGCUCGAAAUCGUUCGACUUCAUAGACCAUUCGAGUCGAGUAGAGUGAUGAACUCGCGUACGACUUGGUGUGUUCGACAUUUGCUAUGCUCGAGGUGCUACUUGUCGCAUGCGACUUACACAAAAGUCUUCGAGACGGAGAAGUCGAGUGGAUUGUGGGAAUUCGGAGAGAACUGUGAAUUUGUCAGGAUGGCUACUCUGCUCGUGUUCCAACUGGCCAAUCAACGAUCGCCGUUUCGUUUGUUG